This is a messenger RNA of Adineta ricciae, 264 nucleotides long. The record is from the annotation of a GenBank genome assembly. Lineage: Eukaryota; Metazoa; Rotifera; Eurotatoria; Adinetida; Adinetidae.
AUGUGUACAAGUUCUCGAAAUAUUUGGCUACGAAUGGAAAGUCGCCCAAAAAUUGCUUAUCGACUCAUCAUAUCGGCACCAAUCUUUUGUGUGACUUGUUCAUCACCGACGUUGACCUAUCGCACAGUGGUCUGUGGUCAAUGUUUAGCACCACCGAACACUAUCUAUGCGACUUUCUCAACAGUAUAUGCAUUGAUUCAAGAAUUGCUCAUUCCUUCAUGUAUGGUUUUGUGUGGUUUCAUGAGUUGUCCAAGUUAUCACUGA